AUGGGCACAACAUUGUCAGCCUGGACAUUCUCCCUGGGCGCGACUCCCCCUCCGACGUCUUAUCCCUCGCAUCAUCCCGGCCCUUCCCAGUGUUGUCCCCCUGAAGCUGUUCGUCGAGAUGAAUGGGUCCUCAUUCAGGUUGCUUUCGCAGACCUCAACGUCGGUGCCAUCCUCCACAUGGUUCUCAUACCUGCUUUCCCGCGCAGCAAGGCAUGCGGAUUACUGGAAAUAGACCGCUCUGGCAUCGUCCAGGACACUCGCGUCCGCAAAGGCAACAAAGCCAUGGUCAUGCUGCCCGCCAGCCACGCCCUCCCGACCGGAACCGGCACCCUGGCCGAAUACAUUGCCACCUCGGCCCGCUUCGCCCUCCUCGCCGAGUCCGGUGCCAAGCCCGGCGACCGUAUCCUCGUCAACGCGGCCAGCGGCGGCAUCGGGCAUCAUGGUCGUGCAGAUAGCCCGCUGGACUGUUCGGUCCCGAGGGCCUUAGUCGUCGGCAUCAGCCGCGGCAGAAACGCCCGAAUGGUCGAGCGCCUCGGGGCCGACCAGGUCAUCAACUAUACCCAACACCAGCAAGACGACGAGCACAUCGAACUCUCUGCCCAUCUCGCCAGCCGCUUCCGCUCCGUUCCCUUCGACGCCGUCAUCGAUACCCUCGGCCACCAGUCCCUCCACGUCCACUCGCCUAUCUACCUCCGUGCCCCAGCUUCCAGCGCGCCGUCUGGCAGAUGA
Molecule: messenger RNA, 729 nt
Organism: Trichoderma citrinoviride
Lineage: Eukaryota; Fungi; Ascomycota; Sordariomycetes; Hypocreales; Hypocreaceae
Exons: 3
Coding region: 1-729 (242 amino acids)
Source: RefSeq, a predicted model, not a curated record